AGCUGAGAAAUAGACAAAGAGGAAAGAGGGAGAGAAAGAAACUAAAGAAAUCAUCUCUAUGAGAUUGUGACCUGUUUAACAGUGAGAUGUGGAGGUGCAGUUGUCUCUGUGUACUUUUUGGUGUAGGAGUUUUCACCACUACACAUACCAGCUCUGCCCAGGAGGAAGAGAAUCUGGCAUUAGGAGGACAGACUGUACAGUCAUCCACAGGGGGUAAUGGUGAAGCAGCAAAAGCCAUUGACACUUCACCCUCAACCUGCACCCAUACUGUACCCACAACUGAUAACCCCUGGUGGAGAGUGGAUCUUCUGGAUUCUUACUACAUCUCUAGAGUUUUCAUCACUAACAGACCAGACUGCUGUGGGGAUCGACUUGAGGGAGCAGAAAUUCGUAUCGGAAACUCUUUAGAGAACAAUGGCAACGAUAAUCCCAGAUGUGCUGUGCUUUAUGGUGUGGCAACAGGUCAGUCCAUAUCUGUAUCCUGUGGUGACAUGAAUGGACGAUACGUGAACUUUAUUAUACCUGGAAGUUCGAAAAUUCUCACCCUUUGUGAUGUACAGGUGUAUAGUACAAAAGUCAGAAAAGGGGUUAUGAAGAUAAAAUUGACCUCCAGUCUCAAUAUGUCAGAUCCAACAGAGAGUAACAAAGUUCUUAAUGAGAUGAAGACCACUGUGAUAUCUAAAGGAUUCUCUGUUUUCACAUUGACCUGGACAAAACUCCCUCAGAAGGUCAAACCGGAGACCAAGCUGGGUCCAUGUACUAAUGCUAAUUUCUGAAUGAACAGACUUUGGAGAAGGAAAGAAAUGCUUUAAAUUUUUUAUUAUUGAGUAAUACAGGCAAAGAUCUCUGUACAUUUUAAUAAAGGGAUAAAGAGAGUUUUUCCUUUAAAGCAGAGUCAAAAGGCACAACAUCACCUAACAGUUAACUUUUACAUUUUCAACAAAGUUUGUCUGUUGUCGCAUCGAUUGUGAUGUUUUUAUUCUGCUAGAUGCAGGACGAUCAAUAUUGAUCCCUGUUGCGAGUGGUAGACUUAAAAAAUUAGGAUACACACUUCAUCCUAUUAAAUUUUGGUUUAAGAGACAUCUCUGCAUUUAUAACAAGUAUGUUUAUAAUUUCAGUGGUCAGUUUUUGCAUAGUAGGUACCUCAGAUGUUUUAUGUGCUUUUACUGCUUUGGGGACACUGGUAUGGAGCAUUUAACACAGCUUAACUUCCUCUAAAUAUCCUGGGAUUUCCUAUAAAAUCAUUACCAUCAAAUAGCAAUUCCAGAAAUCUUCAAACCAUUUAAGAUCAAACCUCCCAUUACCUAAUGUAGACCACUCUCAAUUUGUUUGUCCAUCCAGUAGUUUUUCUAACUUCCAACCAGUUUCCUCAACAAAAUUACUCAAAAUAAUUUCCCAGGUGAAAUUUGCAUUCUGUCAAUCAGAUGUUCUGCCUGGUUGUCUGUUUAGAGAGGUUUUAGAUACAAUUGGCCCCACCCUCUUAACUAUAAUAAACAGCUACUUGAUAGUUGACAGUUUUAAACAUGCUACCAUACAGCCUCAAUUAAAAGGACCAAACCUUGAUCCUACUGUGCAUAACACCUACAGGCCUAUUUCUAAACUUUGUUUCAUUUCAAAGGUUUUGGAAAAAGUUGCACUUUUACAGUUUGCUCAGUACUUGGAUUCUUUUAAUAUUCUAGAUCCAUUUUGGUCCGGCUGUAGAGCGGUGCAUAGCACUGAAUCAGCAUUGCUGAAAGUCACAAAUGACAUCUUCUGCAAUCCUGAUUCUUUUAGAUCUGAGUGCCGCAUUUGACACUAUAGAUCACGACAUUCUUUUGAAAUGCCUCCGGUGUGUUGUUGGAGUCCAUGGCUUGGCUUUACAGUGGUUCACCUCAUACUUAAAGUGGAUAACUUUUUCUGUAAAUAUUGGGGCCUUCACAUCACCCCCUAUGCCUAUUCAUUGUGGUGUUCCACAGGGUUCCAUCUUUGGCCCUCUACUAUUCUCCCUUUACAUGCUUUCCUUAGGCUCAAUAUUCAGAAAUAUAAUGUAAAUUAUCACUGUUACACUGACGACCUUUAGCUAUAUUUUCCACUUAAACUAGGCAAUGACUCUUCAUUAGACCGUCUGUUUUCAUGUUUAAAUGAAGUCAGGUCCUGGAAGACAAACAACUCACUGCAGCUAAAUGAAAAUAAAACCGAAGUGCUUCUUCUGAGUCCUGCUGCUACCGACAACUUGGUUAAAACGCAAUUAGGUUCUUUAAGUAAAAACCUGCAUAAUCACGCAAAAAAUCUUAGUGUUUAUUUUGACCCUCAUCUCCAAUUUCACAAGCACAUAAAUACAGUUGUAAAGAGUAGCUUUUUCCAACUUAGAUCUGUGGCAAAAGUAAAACGCUUUCUUUCUAGUAAAGACCUUGAAAUUGUGAUCCAUGCACUAAUUUCUUCUCGAUUGGACUACUGCAAUUCUCUUUAUGUUGGUCUACCACAAUCCACAUUGUCUCGGUUGCAGAUGGUUAAAAACUUGGCAGCCAGAUCGCUGACAGGAACUAGAAAAAGUGACCAUAUCUCCCCAUCCUUGCACUGGCUACCCAUAAAAUUCAGAGUCGAUUUUAAGGUUCUUCUAUUAACAUACAAAGCAUUGCACAACAUGGCCCCGGAUUACAUUUCUGAUCUUAUUAAACCAUACACAGCUGUCAGAUCAUUAAGAGAUCUUGUGAUCAGUCACUUUUAUCUGUCCCUCGAUCUCGCUGCAAAUCAAAAGGUGACAGGGCUUUUUCUGUAGCCGCCUCAAAGCUUUGGAACAGUUUACCUUUGGAUAUUAGGACUAGUUUAAAGACUUACUUUUACACCUUAGCAUUCGAAUGAUGUGUGUGUAUGUAUGUAUAUGUAGUUGUGUAGGGGUGCGGGGCAGGGUGUAUAUGUAUGUAUGUGUGUGUAUAUGUGUACCUAAUUGUGUGCAUGUACAGAUCUCUUUAUGUACAUGUGUACACUAUCUCUUUAUAAUUGGCACUUCCCACUAUGUAUAUACAACUUUGUCUGAUUGUUUUGAUAUUUGAUUUUAUCCUCAUUCUUGUUUUCUUUUCCUUUCUAUUUCUUUUAUUUUUAACUGUUUAACACUUUGGAUCAACUACAGUUGUGUUAAAUCGUUGCUAUAUAA
Molecule: messenger RNA, 3133 nt
Organism: Paramisgurnus dabryanus
Lineage: Eukaryota; Metazoa; Chordata; Actinopteri; Cypriniformes; Cobitidae
Product: fucolectin-like
Source: RefSeq, a predicted model, not a curated record